AUGAGUCAAGCUCCAGCCAACACCAGCGGCCUUGAGGACCAGCUGCGUGGCAUGAUACUCAGCAACGCCACCAUUGCAGGUGGUCAGACUAACCACGACAGCCAUCCUGGCCAAUAUCGAGGGCGAGGCCGGGGCCGUGGAGGUUUUCAUCGCGGCUCUGGUCCGAAUCCUCGUGGUGGUUUCGCUCACCCCAACAACACCAGAGGCAAUCAAGCAUACGGGAUGAAUGCGGCUUCUCCUGUAACACGCGGUGGGAGGUCUGAUGUCAACAAUGGCACAGGUCCCCGCUACCAGCAAUCGCACAACCACGCCUAUGCUCAGCCCAGGAACAACGGACCACCGCCAAACAUUGCACAUGCCAACCAGCAACCAGCAAACAACAGUCAAGCUCAGCCGCCAAGAGCGCUGCAGCGGCCACAAGGUGGGUUCAAUCAGACAGGACAAGUGUCCAGGGGUGGUGGAUCUCAUCAAUACCCUCGUCCUCAAUAUGCGCAGAAUGGGUACCAGAGCCAGCCAAGAAUCGACUCGGCCGCCCAAGUACAGUUCAUGGAAGAAGUUGUCAAGCGUGAGCUUCCCAAGGUUGAGAUGACUGAGUCUGAAAUUUCGAAGCACAGCAUAUUCAGAGAACGCCUAGAGGUCACCAUGCGCCAGGCCUUUGCUGGAAGCGGUAUUGAAGACAUCGCCGAUAUUUCUCUAGUUGCCUUUGGCAGUCUCGGUUCAGGUUUUGCUCUGCCCGGCUCUGACAUGGAUCUUGCCGUAGUCCCGUUAUGGAAGAAUCCCGCUCAGGCUGACGAGACGGACAUCGGUCCGCGGAUUCCACGGAUUCUCGAAAAGGCGGUGCUAGAUGCAAAGAUGGGAGGACGUCUGCUCACGCGUACACGUGUGCCGAUAUUGAAAGUCUGUGAAAGCCCCACCCCUGUGCUCUUCACUGCUCUCUUGGAGGAGCGCAGGAAGUGGGAUGAGCUUUCUGAAGAAGAGAAGUAUCCACUAGCAAUAGACCCAACAGUGCCGCCAAAGACCGUUGACGAGAUGGAGAUGGAGAGAGCCUUGAAGUCUACAUAUCAGAAACAGGCUGCAAAGCCCACAAGUGAAGGCUCGGUGGCGGCUGGAACAGUUGCGCCUGCGUUGAAUGCGCCUGCGUCGACCGCUCCGGACGAAACGUUGCCGGUCACUCCGCAUGCGGUUUCAAACGAUGCUUCAAAUACCCCUUCAACCAACAAGGAACACCAGAACCGGACAGAGAAGCAGUGGCAUCGCGAGAAAGUUCUAGGUCCCCUCGACUUCCCGAAGAACGGCGUCGGCAUUCAGUGCGACAUCAACUUCGCGAACUCUCUUGGCAUUCACAACACACACAUGCUACGUUGUUACUCCCUCACCGAUGCUAGAGUUCGGCCUAUGGUAUUGUUUGUUAAGUCUUGGGCCAAGCGCCGCAAGAUCAAUAGCUCUUACUCAGGCACAUUGUCGUCCUACGGCUGGGUUUUGAUGGUUCUCCACUACCUUGUGAACGUUGCAUCACCUCCGGUUUGCCCCAACCUGCAACACUACUUGCCCCAAGCAACCGACAUCAACUCCCUGUCUGACCGAUUCAAGGAUGCGAAGAAGAUCAGUGGCUAUGACGUCCGCUUUUGGCGCAAUGAAGAGGAGAUUGUUCGAGCGGCACAAGAAGGCCGACUUACACAAAAUCGUCAGUCUUUGGCCUCGCUUUUGUGCAGCUUCUUCCGAUACUUUGCAUCCCAAGGCGGACACUACGGUCGCCAAGCCAAUUUUUACUGGACGUCUGAGGUGCUCUCGCUUCGCACACCCGGCGGAAUUCUCACCAAGCAGGACAAGGGCUGGGUUAGCGCUACCACCAUCGUCACUGCAGAGAAGAAGGUCACAAACCGGUACCUCUUUGCUAUUGAGGAUCCCUUUGAGAUCGAGCACAACGUAGCAAGGACUGUCACCCAUCGCGGCAUCGUUACAAUCCGCGACGAAUUCCGCCGCGCUGGGAGAAUUCUAGGCGCUGUUGGUAGGAGCAUGGAACCUGAGGGAGGUCUUUUUGACGAGCUUAUUGAAGAGGCACCGGCAUCGACUGCAGAGGUCGAGCAACCCCAGCCUGAGAAGACGGAGCAUCUCGGAACCAAGACGACUGAUCAAGUCGAGGCUCAAGCAUUGUAA
Messenger RNA from Ascochyta rabiei, 2157 nucleotides. Its product is annotated as RNA uridylyltransferase. The record is from RefSeq and is a predicted model, not a curated record. The transcript has a single exon. Gene Ontology annotation, biological process: RNA 3'-end processing. Lineage: Eukaryota; Fungi; Ascomycota; Dothideomycetes; Pleosporales; Didymellaceae. Bases 1 to 2157 code for a protein of 718 amino acids. Gene Ontology annotation, molecular function: RNA uridylyltransferase activity.